This is a messenger RNA of Lates calcarifer (barramundi perch), 5490 nucleotides long. Its product is annotated as NACHT, LRR and PYD domains-containing protein 12. The transcript is spliced from 18 exons. Gene Ontology annotation, biological process: regulation of apoptotic process. NCBI's taxonomy places the organism in Eukaryota, Metazoa, Chordata, Actinopteri, Centropomidae. Gene Ontology annotation, molecular function: protein binding. The record is from RefSeq and is a predicted model, not a curated record. Bases 233 to 4594 code for a protein of 1453 amino acids.
CUACAGUUUCCGGUCUCCUGCUGUCUGUCCCGGUGAUAGGACUGUGUGGAAACAAGAUACUGCAACAAGUCUGUUUUUGAAGGGAAUGUGAACAGUCACUUCAAACAGGCUCUGGACCACUGUCUGUCCAUCCAGUAAUUACAAGAAGGAGCUACAUUGCUACAGGUUUACCAAGGUGAGUGAUUUGGAAGAAGAGCACAGAGCAGAGUCUGUAUCAUCCAUCUCUGAAUCUAUGGAGAGUGACCAGACCAGAGAAGACCCUCCAGGUUUCAGUCAUGAACCUCAACCCCCAGACACAGAAGAGGGGAAGAGGAGUGAUGUUUCUGUGGAGCAGCAGCUGUCCUCCUGUGCCUUGUGCCAGGAUGUCCUGAAGGAUCCAGUCUCUACCAGCUGUGGACACUGGUUCUGCAGACAGUGCAUCACCUCAUACUGGGACCAGUCUGGUCCAUCAGGAGACUCCUCCUGUCCUCAGUGUGGACAAAGAUCCAGAUCAAGACCUGGACUGCAGACAGCCAGUCAGACCAGCACUGUACAAACAGAUAGUGGUCUGCAGGAGGUUUUAGAUGAACAUAAGAUCAGUCUGAGGAGGAGAUGUGAACGUGUGACUGAAGGAACUGAUGGAACAGGAAGUAGAACCCUCCUCAACAGGAUCUACACUGAGCUCUACAUCACAGAGGGACAGAGUGAAGAGGUUAAUACCCAACAUGAGGUGAGGCAGCUGGAGACAGCUUCCAAGAAGAAGACCCUCCAUGACACUCCAAUCAGGUGCCAGGACAUCUUUAAAGCCUUACCUGACCAACAGAGACCCAUCAGAGUGGUUCUGACCAACGGCGUCGCUGGUGUUGGAAAAACCUUCUCAGUGCAGAAGUUCACUCUGGACUGGGCAGAGGGCUUGGAAAACCAAGAUGUCAGUCUGCUGGUUCUGCUUUCGUUCAGGGAGCUGAACCUGAUCAGAGAUGAGCAGUACAGUCUUCUCACGCUGCUCCAUGUUUUCCAUCCAACAUUACAGAAGGUCACAGCAGAGAAGCUGGCUGUCUGUAAAGUUCUGUUCAUCUUUGACGGCCUGGAUGAAAGCAGACUUUCACUGGAUUUCAACAACAGGAAGGUUGUGUCUGACGUCACGCAGAAGUCAUCAGUCAACGAGCUGCUGACAAACCUCAUCCAGGGGAAUCUGCUUCCCUCGGCUCUGGUCUGGAUAACUUCCAGACCUGCAGCGGCCAAUCAGAUCCCUCCUUCAUGUGUUGACAGGGUAACAGAAGUACGAGGCUUCACUGACCCACAGAAGGAGGAGUACUUCAGGAGGAGAUCCAGUGAUGAAGAGCUGUCCAACAGAACCAUCUCACACAUCAAGACCUCCAGGAGCCUCCACAUCAUGUGUCAAAUCCCAAUCUUCUGCUGGAUCACUGCUACAGUUCUGGAGCACAUGUUGACUACAGAGCAGAGAGGAGAGCUGCCCAAGACCAUGACUGACCUGUUCUCACACUUCCUGCUGGUUCAGACAAAGAGGAAGAAGAACAAGUACGAUAAGGGACAUGAGACAAGUCCACAGGAGCUGACGGAGGCUGACAGGGAAGUUCUUCUGAAGCUGGGGAGGCUGGCAUUUGAACAUCUGGAGAAAGGAAACAUCAUGUUCUACCAAGAAGACCUGGAGCAGUGUGGUCUUGAUGUGACAGAGGCCUUGGUGUACUCAGGAGUUUGUACAGAGAUUUUCAAAAGAGAGAGUGUGAUCUUCCAGAAAACAGUCUACUGCUUUGUUCAUUUGAGCGUUCAGGAGUUUCUGGCUGCAGUCUACAUGUUCCACUGUUUCACCAACAGGAACACACAGGUACUGAAGGACUUCCUGAAAAAAGACUGGAACAACACAAACCCUAAACUGUCCCGGGAGGGCUUCCUGGGGAAUCAAGAUCAGGAACAUGAUGAUGACCAAUAUUAUGAUGGUGACAGUGACCCAUCUCUGGAUGUCUUUCUGAGGAGAGCUAUGGAGAAAUCCCUUCAAAGUAAAAAUGGCCACCUGGACCUGUUUGUUCGCUUCCUUCAUGGCCUCUCUCUGGAGUCCAACCAGAGACUCUUAGGAGGCCUGCUGGGUCAGACAGAGAACAGUCCAGAAAUUAUCCAGAGAGUCAUCAACAACUUGAAGGAGAUGACCAUGUAUUAUACAUCUCCUGACAGAAGCAUCAACAUCUUCCACUGUCUGAUGGAGAUGAACGACCACUCAGUUCAUCAGGAGAUCCAAGAGUUCCUGAAGUCAGAGAACAGAUCAGAGCAGAGACUCUCUGUGUUUCAGUGCUCAGCUCUGGCCUACAUGCUGCAGAUGUCAGAGGAGGUUCUGGAUGAGUUGGACCUGGACGAGUACAAUACAACAGACGAGGGACGACUGAGACUGAUCCCAGCUGUGAGGAACUGCAGCAAGGCUCGAUUUAGUAAUUGUGGACUCUCAGAGAUUCAUUGUGAAGUUGUGGCCUUAGCUCUGAAGUCCAACCCCUCCCAUCUGAUAGAACUGGACCUGACUCACAACUGGCACCUGGAGGAUUCAAGAGUGAAGAUACUGUCCUCUGGACUGGAGAGUCCAAACUGUAGACUGGAGACUCUGGGGUUGGGAUUCUGUUGUUUGUCAGAGAUCAGCUGUGCUUUUCUGGCCUCAGCCCUGAAGUCCAACCCCUCCCACCUGAAAGGACUGGAGAUGAGCUACAAUGAGCUGGGUGAUUCAGGAGUGAAGGAGCUGUGUGGUUUUCUGCAGAGUCCAGACUGUAGACUGGAGACUCUGAGAUUUAGGUGCUGCAGGUUGUCAGCGAUCAGUUGUGCUUCCCUGGUCUCAGCUCUGAAGUCCAACCCCUCCCAUCUGAGAGAACUGGACCUGAGUAGAAAUGAAAAGCUGCAGGAUUCAGGAGUGAAGGAGCUGUGUGGUUUUCUGCAGAGUCCAGACUGUAGACUGGAGACUCUGAGGUUGAUGAACUGCAGUUUGUCAGAGAUCAGCUGUUCUUCUCUGGUCUCAGCUCUGAAGUCCAACCCCUCCCAUCUGAGACAUCUGGACCUGAGUCACAACAAGCUGCAGGAUUCAGGAGUGAAGGAGCUGUGUGGUUUUCUGCAGAGUCCAGACUGUAGACUGGAGACUCUGAGGUUGAUGGACUGCAGUUUUUCAGGGAUCAGCUGUUCUUCUCUGGCCUCAGCUCUGAGGUCCAACCCCUCCCAUUUGAGAGAACUGGACCUGAGUAGAAAUGAAAAGCUGCAGGAUUCAGACAUGAAGGAGCUGUGUGAUCUUCUGGAGAGUCCAGACUGUAGACUGGAGACUCUGAGGGUCGACGGCAGGGAGAUUAAAGCUUCCAAAGACAAAACCUCAGAUGCAAAGCCAGAUGUUUCUGAGGACGACACGAAGAAGCUGGAUGCGUCUGAGAACGACAUGAAAAAGCCAGAUGUGUCUGAGAACGACAUGAACCUGAUGAAGCCUCCAUCAAGCUUCACACCUGAGCUGCAAACUGAAUCUGCACGAGUCUCAUACAGGUUCAGGUGUCCUGGUCCAGGUGGGUUUGGGUGUUCUUCAACUGGACUGGUGUUUGUUGUGGAUAAGGAGGCGGAGCUGCUCUACAGGACCGUCCAAUGGGAUAACAGCCUCCUCCAAACAGCUGGCAAGACACCUGCUGGGCCACUGUUCAAUAUCCAGUGUCCUGAGGCUGCUGUCUGUGAGCUCCACCUCCCACACUGUGAAACUAAGGAUGCUCUGAUCCAUGAAGGCCUGCUGUUGGUCGUCCACGUCACUGAGGAUGGAAUAAGCUUCCUCAACCCGCUGGAGAUCACAGACACUCAUGUGAUCGUCAAAGUCCCUCAUCUCUCCUCCUUCGGCCUCGUCUGGGUUUCGGAGAUGUUGGGGAGGUUAUGGAACUACAUGAAACCAGUUAGCGGCCAUGUUUUCUUGUUCCUCCGACCACCAAACCCCAAAACACAGAAGCAAAACCUCAAUGUGUUUCUCCUGCCGAGCAACGUCCCCCUGCAAGAGGUGAGGACAAAACAGCAAAAUUCUCUGUUCAUCGAGGUGCCUUCCUAUUGCAGACUCAUCAUAAAUCACAGUUACACUGUUCACUGUGUGAAGGCCCAUAAAGUACAGCCUAAGAAAAUAGAGUUUGACCUGGAUGUUGGACCAAAUUACCUCCCAACGUUUCAGAUCCGCCUGCCGACAAACAUAGAGGAAGCGACCGUCACAGUCCGAGACCAAACAGAUACAGAUGUCUGGGAGAGUGAAGUUGACGUGUCUGGUCAGGCAGACAUGAGUGUCCCAGCAGCAGCAGCAGGGACUCUGAGUGUCCCAGCAGCAGCAGCAGGAUCUCUGAGCGUCUCAGCAGAAAAGAUGCUGAAGUCUGUUCGGACUCAGUUUAUCAGCAGAGUUUCUGAACCUGUUCUACAGAAGCUGCUGGAUAAACUCCUGGAGCGUGGGGUGAUAACUGAUGAUGAGAUGGAUUUAUCAGGAACAGCGAGCAGGGCAGACAAAGCUCGAGUGGUGAUGGACACGGUGCGAAGAAAAGGAUCAGAGGCCAGUUUAGCUCUGAUCUCUGCUCUCUGUGAGGAGGAUCGAUGCCUUUCAGCAGAGCUGAACUUAACGUGAAGCAGGAGCAGAGUAUCAGACUGUUUCUGUCUGACACCAACACAUCUGUAAUUCUUCAGUUUAUCCGUUUAACUUUUUCUCUGUUUUUUAUGAGUGAAUCAGGGUAACUGGACUGUGCUGUUUCACAUGAUAAAUUCAGUAUAAUGUAUAUUUCCACAGCUCUGGUUACAUCAGUGUUGUCAGAGACAAGGUUUAAUGUAGAGGUGAACCCUGUGUUCUCUCUGCUGGAAAUGGAAAUCUAUCCUGCUGUGAUCCAUUGAAGACUUGUAUAUUGAGCCAAAUGUACCUGUACAGUUACUUAAUGUGUUUGCUACUGGAGCUUUAAUCGCAGUUUUUUGUCUCAAAUCAUCUGUGUUGUAUGAAUGCAUGUAUGUUGUAUGUAGCAGUUGGACACUAGGAUCCAUGUACAUCACCUCCACUUCCUAUUGUAAUGACUGAUGUCUAUUUUGAGAUGUUGUUGAAAAGUGCUCAGUAGAUGUGUUAGCUGAAAUAAUUGUCCCCUAUCCUGAUGAAGAUGCCUAUGGUGUGUGCAUUAGUGCAUGAGCAUACGAUAGACUAAGGGUCACAGUUUGAAAAGGUUUGAAAAUAUGGUCACUCUAUAUUUGUUUGUGCAACAUACAAAGGGUUUUAUAGUAAAAAAAAAAAAUAUAUAUAUAUAUAUAUAUAAAAAGUAUAAAAUAGCAUUAAAUGGAAAUACUCAGGGAAAGUACAAGUACCUCAAGUUUGUACUAUAAAGUUGAUGUAAACACCAAGUUUAAGGAGAUACAUUCUCAGGAUCAAGUUAUUUCAGAUUUCAGACCAACGUCUAAGUUUUCCAUUCAAUACACGACAAAAGAAAAAUAUUAGAUAUGUGGCAGAUUAAAAUAUUCCACUCACCAUCACUGCUGUUAAUGUCA